UCAGGGUCCCGCCAGCGCUGUAGUUUCUCGAGGUCUUAAAAACACGCGACCGCGGCGUGCGCGGCUGUAGCGCGUGCAGGACGGGCUUGCACGUGACGGUGUUACGUGAGAACGGCCUCGGUCGCGCGGUGGAACGACUGCUCGUCUGAGGCACUGGGUGAGAACCAUCAGGGUACUUUUGAGAGGAGUGGGAUUGGAACCAACCACCUUCAGAUGCUGUGUGCCUCCAGGUCCCUGGAUGAGUUUGUGCAAGGGCUGGUUUGAACGUCAUUGACUGUUGUCAUCCACUGAGAUUGUUCCUCCCACACCAUGGCCUCAGAGGAACCAGAAGUGGGGCUCUUCAUCCCUGAGAGAGCAGAGAUGUACCGGAACUCCACGGAGGUGAAGAUGAGCCAGAUCGUCUUGCCCUGCCAUGCCAACCAUCGCGGGGAGCUCAGCGUGGGCCAGCUUCUCAAGUGGAUGGACUCCACAGCUUGCUUAUCUGCUGAAAGGCAUGCUGGGUGUUCCUGCAUCACUGCUUCUGUUGAUGACAUCCACUUUGAACACACCAUAGGUGUUGGACAAGUGGUCAACAUCAAGGCUAAGGUCAACAGAGCCUUCAACUCCAGCAUGGAGGUGGGCAUCAUGGUCAGCUGUGAGGACCUCUUUGCUAAUCGUCAGUGGAAGGUGUGCAAUGCCUUUGCCACCUUUGUGGCCAGACACACAGAUGAAGGGAAGGUGCAGCUGAAGCAGGUGAUGCCUCAGACGCAGGAAGAGCAGACGGAGUACAGCGUUGCUGCUGAGAGGAGGAGGAUGAGGCUCCUUCACACAGAGAUCAUGAAGGACUUGCUUGGAAAUGGCCCAAAAGGAGAUGACUGCCAGGAUUUUGAUGAUGCGGUGCCAUCAGAACGGACACGGGUGGAAAGCGUGGAACUGGUGCUACCUCCCCAUGCCAACCACCAGGUCAACACAUUCGGGGGCCAGAUCAUGGCCUGGAUGGAGAAUGUGGCCACCAUUGCUGCCAGCCGCCUGUGCAAUGCUCACCCGACCCUCCGGACCAUUGAUAUGUUCCACUUCAGGGCACCAUCCCAGGUCGGGGACCGGGUUGUCCUGAAGGCCAUUGUGAACAAUGCCUUCAAAAACAGCAUGGAGGUGGGUGUGUGUGCAGAGGCAUAUCGGGGCAGGGAGACACCAAGGCACAUCAACAGUGCCUUCAUGACAUUUGAAGUCCUGGAUGCGGAAGGGAAUCCCCGGAACUUGCCUCGGAUUAAACCAGAACCACUGGAUGGGCCAAGGCGGUACCGAGAGGCCAUUGCCAGGAAGAAAAUCAGGCUGGAUAGGAAGUACAUAAUCUCCUGCAAGCAAACAGAGGUGCCCCUGUCUGUGCCUUGGGAACCCAGCAACCAGGUAUACCUCAGUUAUAACAAUGUGUCUGCCCUGAAGAUGCUGGCUGCCAGGACCAACUGGGUUUUAACCUCUGAGAAAAACAAGGUCAAUCUGUACACCCUGGAGGAGAACCAAGUGCUCUGCUUCAAAGUGGAGACCCAUGUGGACAUUGCAGCCAAGCGGGUCUUUGCGCUGCUGUCAGAUCUCACCCGAAGAAAGGAAUGGGACAGACACUACAAGCACUGUGAGAUGAUCAACCAGGUGGAUGAGGAAGAUGCCAUCUACCACGUCAUCACUCCUUCAGUCAGCAAAACCAACAAGGGGCAGGACUUCAUCCUUCUGGCUUCCUGCCGGACACCCUGCAACUCUGGAGACCCCUACUUGAUCGCCCUGCGCUCCGUCACCUUGCCCACGCACCCCCCCACAGAGGACUACAUCAGGGGAGAAAUUUUCUGUGCUGGAUUUAGCAUCUUGGAAGUUUCUAGCAUGGUCUGUAAGGUCUCCUACUACAACCAGGCCUCUCCAGGAGUUCUGCCCUAUAUCUCCAAUGACAUUGCAGGCCUCUCCUCUGGCUUUUAUAACAGCUUCUGCUCCUGCAGCAAAUUCUUGGAGGAGAACAAAGAAAGCAGGGCUACUGCAGACUCCACUGCAUUCUGAAGCCUGGCUGUGAGGGAGGCCUAGCAGGAGUGGUUCUGGGGGAGCUCUGCCGGUCUGCUAGUAAACAGUGGGGGGUAAUAUUUGUGCCAUUCCCCCCUCCCCCCAAAUCACUCUUGGUAUUUUGCUGAUGUACAAAUUUCUCUAUUGAUGGUACAGAAUUUUGACCUUUCAACAGUCUUCUGUUUUGCUCUUCUGUCAGAACCUGCUAAUAGGUUGGACAAUAGUUGAAAUGGAACAGUUGUGGUCAAAUAUUGCAAGUAAAACUUGGAUAUUUAUUUCUGUUCAUUAAAGGAUGGUAUAUAU
Scleropages formosus (Asian bonytongue) is the source of this 2325-nucleotide messenger RNA. RefSeq names its product acyl-CoA thioesterase 11a (gene acot11a). The transcript is spliced from 18 exons. Gene Ontology annotation, molecular function: lipid binding; long-chain fatty acyl-CoA hydrolase activity. Lineage: Eukaryota; Metazoa; Chordata; Actinopteri; Osteoglossiformes; Osteoglossidae. Bases 310 to 2022 code for a protein of 570 amino acids. The record is from RefSeq and is a predicted model, not a curated record. Gene Ontology annotation, biological process: acyl-CoA metabolic process. Gene Ontology annotation, cellular component: cytoplasm; cytosol.